ACGAACUCCCGCGCUCCUGAGGCUCGUUAAGUGAGGAAGAAGAGUCAUCGGAACGAGAAUGGACGACUCCUUAGGCGUGACGUAUAUCGGAGCAUAACUGAAUUCAAAAUCAGUCGGUCCGCCGUACAAAUAAUAGAGACUGAUUAAAAACAAUCAAUUUUUCUCAAUAUGGGGGUGAGAUCAGAUAAUGAGACUCUAAAACCUUGAUCAACAAUAGUCAUAAGCCUUGGGCAAGGUAAAGAAAGCUAGCUAGCUAGAGGUUCUUAAUGUGUAUUCAGUUUUAAAAAGGUAUUAAAACACCAUUGUAAAACGCACAUGGACUUGGAAAAAAUGUAAACCCAAAUAUUAAGCCAGCAGUUACAGAUUCAUAGAUUUAAUUUUAGUAAAGGUUUAAUGGCAUUAGACCAGAACUGUUCUUAACCUAAUUCCCAACUCCCAAUUCAAACUUGAUUUAAACCUCAUAAAGCCUCUGUUACUUAUCCCCAGUGCCCAAGUCUAUAAAUAGUUCUCCAUGUCAUCCUCCAGUUCACAGACCAAGUAGUAAAUCUAUAAAACCAAUAUCAGAAGGUUGCGUUUGAUACUAGCUAGCUAGCCCCAGAAGCCAUGUCAAUGAACAUUGAAGCAUUGUUUUCAGUGCUACUAGUGGCAUAUUGCAGUACUGUCUUGCUGGCCAAUGCGCAGAUUCUACCACCCAAUGCUCCUUCGAUUCCAGGCCUGUUUCCACCAGGAAUGCCGCAGGAUGCACUCAAGUGUUGGUCAUCCCUAACCAACAUUAGUGGAUGUGCUUUGGAAGUCUUUCGCUCUAUUUUCAGCUUGCAAUUUGGCAACAUUGGUCCCAACUGUUGCAAGGCCUUUCUUGGUUUGGAGGAAAGCUGUUGGCCUAGAAUGUUUCCUUUGAAUCCUUUCUUUCCUCCCUUGCUCAACAACAGCUGUUCUCUCAGAGGUUUUGUGCCACCGGCAUGAUGUAGGAGAAGGUGCUGAUCAAUUCAUGAUGAAUAAAGAAAGAA
Messenger RNA from Rosa rugosa (rugosa rose), 1007 nucleotides. RefSeq lists its product as uncharacterized. The transcript has a single exon. Gene Ontology annotation, biological process: double fertilization forming a zygote and endosperm; regulation of protein localization to cell surface; regulation of double fertilization forming a zygote and endosperm. Bases 604 to 963 code for a protein of 119 amino acids. Gene Ontology annotation, cellular component: vesicle; extracellular region. The record is from RefSeq and is a predicted model, not a curated record. NCBI's taxonomy places the organism in Eukaryota, Viridiplantae, Streptophyta, Magnoliopsida, Rosales, Rosaceae.